UGACCGAUUUCAUACGCACUCAUGCUACGCCGCUAUUUCUCAUGCUGUCAGGAAUAAUCAUUGUUGGGAAGUAUGGGCCGUUCCAUAUAGACCUUACCGCUAGUAAGACUGUAGGAAAGACAGGAAGCUGUGCAAAAUUACGCAGCGACACGUCAUGACACGCCUCUUUGAGGAGGUUCUAACAGUAGCGGUCUCGUACAAACUCAGAGGACCACGAGUUUGGAAAGACUGAGGAAAGCAACGAUGGCUGCGCCCUAUAUUUACCAUAAGUGCCUCUACUCUUUACUAUUAUUUUUACUGUUUAGCAAAUUUGAGUCUUCAUGUGAAUGACUCGUACACAUUACAAUGGAUUAUGUGAAUUUUUUAUGGUGUGCUGUUGUGCGUGGAAUGUCAUAUGUGUUGUUUAUCCGUUGGUGUUGGUGAAAGUAGCUAGCAGUGAUGCUAAUAAUAAAGGCUCUGCUACUGCAAUAGCGACGACUGCUUUCUUGGAGGCAUCCAUCUUUGUUUAUUUUUAGGUCGUAAAUGGUACAAAUGUAAACGGGGAUGCAAACCGCCAAUUUAAGCAGGAAGUUACGACAUUUUACGACAUCAUCUUGAAUCUCACCGCUCGUAGCAACGUAAAUGGAUCACAGCACCAGCUCACUACAAGGUGCGACUUUACGAAUGUAACAGCAUUCUCAGUGCGUGGUAGUGACGUCACUACUUUCUGAGUCAAAUAUCUUUUCAGUAGUGAAGUUAAUUGAUUGAAAGAGUCGCACAGUAACGUCCAUAAAAGUUACAAACUCUUUUUCCCAGGAAAACUCUGAAAUGCAGCAAACUUCCUUCCUGUGGAAGUCUGGAUAAAAGUAAGGAUGUUAGAACUGAGGAUCAGUGAUGUGACUGACACCAGCGCCACACCGAGGCAUGAGAUGACAGAGUUGCUGUUGCAACUCAUAAUGUAAUGAUGGCUCAUAAUGUAAUAACAGUUCAUAAUGUAAUAACAGCUCAUAAUGUAAUAACAGUUCAUAAUGUAAAAACAGCUCAUAAUGUAGUUACAGUUUAUAAUGUAAUAACAGCUCAUAAUGUAAUAACAGCUCAUAAUGUAAUAACAGCUCAUAAUGUAGUUACAGUUCAUAAUGUAAUAACAGCUCAUAAUGUAAUAACAGUUCAUAAUGUAAUAACAGUUCAUAAUGUAAAAACAGCUCAUAAUGUAGUUACAGUUUAUAAUGUAAUAACAGCUCAUAAUGUAAUAACAGCUCAUAAUGUAAUAACAGCUCAUAAUGUAGUUACAGUUCAUAAUGUAAUAACAGCUCAUAAUGUAAUAACAGCUCAUAAUGUAGUUACAGUUCAUAAUGUAAUAACAGUUCAUAAUGUAAUAACAGCUCAUAAUGUAAUAACAGUUCAUAAUGUAAAAACAGCUCAUAAUGUAGUUACAGUUUAUAAUGUAAUAACAGCUCAUAAUGUAAUAACAGCUCAUAAUGUAAUAACAGCUCAUAAUGUAGUUACAGUUCAUAAUGUAAUAACAGCUCAUAAUGUAGUUACAGUUCAUAAUGUAAUAACAGCUCAUAAUGUAAUAACAGUUCAUAAUGUAAUAACAGCUCAUAAUGUAAUAACAGUUCAUAAUGUAAAAACAGCUCAUAAUGUAGUUACAGUUUAUAAUGUAAUAACAGCUCAUAAUGUAAUAACAGCUCAUAAUUUAAUAACAGUUCAUAAUGUAAUAACAGCUCAUAAUGUAAUAACAGUUCACAAUGUAAUAACAGCUCAUAAUGUAGUUACAGUUUAUAAUGUAAUAACAGCUCAUAAUGUAAUAACAGUUCAUAAUGUAAUAAGAGUUUAUAAUGUAGUAACAGCUCAAAAUGUAAUAACAGCUCAUAAUGUAAUAACAGCUCAUAAUGUAGUUACAGUUUAUAAUGUAAUAACAGCUCAUAAUGUAGUUACAGUUUAUAAUGUAAUAACAGCUCAUAAUGUAGUUACAGUUCAUAAUGUAGUUACAGUUUAUAAUGUAAUAACAGCUCAUAAUGUAGUUACAGUUCAUCAUGUAAUAACAGCUCAUAAUGUAAUAACAGUUCAUAAUGUAAUAACAGCUCAUAAUGUAAUAACAGCUCAUAAUGUAGUUACAGUUUAUAAUGUAAUAACAGCUCAUAAUGUAGUUACAGUUCAUCAUGUAAUAACAGCUCAUAAUGUAAUAACAGUUCAUAAUGUAAUAACAGCUCAUAAUGUAAUAACAGUUCAUAAUGUAAUAAGAGUUUAUAAUGUAGUAACAGCUCAAAAUGUAAUAACAGUUCAUAAUGUAAUAACAGUUCAUAAUGUAAUAACAGCUCAUAAUGUAGUUACAGUUCAUCAUGUAAUAACAGCUCAUAAUGUAGUUACAGUUCAUGUAAUAACAGCUCAUAAUGUAGUUACAGUUCAUAAUGUAGUAACAGCUCAUAAUGUAAUAACAGUUCAUAAUGUAGUAACAGCUCAAAAUGUAAUAACAGUUCAUCAUGUAAUAAUAGCUCAUAAUGUAAUAACAGCUCAUAAUGUAAUAACAGUUCAUAAUGUAGUUACAGUUCAUAAUGUAAUAACAGUUCAUAAUGUAAUAACAGCUCAUAAUGUAAUAACAGCUCAUAAUGUAAUAACAGUUCAUAAUGUAGUAACAGUUCAUAAUGUAGUUACAGUUCAUCAUGUAAUAACAGUUCAUCAUGUAAUAACAGCUCAUAAUGUAAUAACAGUUCAUCAUGUAAUAACAGUUCAUAAUGUAGUUACAGUUCAUAAUGUAAUAACAGUUCAUAAUGUAAUAACAGCUCAUAAUGUAAUUACAGUUCAUCAUGUAAUAUCAAUCAAUCAAUCAAUCAAUUUUAUUUAUAAAGCCCAAUAUCACAAAUCACAAUUUGCCUCACAGGGCUUUACAGCAUACGACAUCCCUCUGUCCUUAUGACCCUCACAGCUGAUCAGGAAAAACUCCCUAAAAAACCCUUUAACGGGGAAAAAACGGUAGAAACCUCAGGAAGAGCAACUGAGGAGGGAUCCCUCUUCCAGGACGGACAGACGUGCAAUAGAUGUCGUACAGAACAGAUCAACAUGAUAAAUUAACAGUAAUCCACAUGACACAAUGAGAGAGAGAGAGAGAGAGAGAGAGAGAGAGAGAGAUGCAGGUAAUGACAGUAGCUUACAACAACAUUAUUGAAAGUAAUAAUAUUAUAGUUAUAGUUCUGGCUACUGUGGUACAAUAUGUUGAAAGUAUGUAUUAAUACCUGGCAGUAUAUAUGUGUGACAAUAGUCAUAUGUGUAUAAUAACAGUAGAAGUAUGACUAAUGAUGGCAGCAGCAGCAGGAGGCAUCUGGCAGGACCACGGCAGCAGCACAACCACACACGUCACGCUGUCCAGGCACCGCUGUGAUAUGAGUUAAUCUGAGAGACAGUGGAGCACAAAGGCUCCGGAGAAGAAGCCGAGUUAGUGACAUCCAGAAUGGCCGAGUUAGCAAGAUGCAGUAACAGGACAUGAGAGAGAAGGAGAGAAGGUGCCCGGUGUAUUAUAGAGGGGUCCUCCGGCAGACUAGGCCUAAGUCAGCCUAACUAGGGGCUGGUACAGGGCAAGCCUGAGCCAGCCCUAACUAUAAGCUUUAUCAAAGAGGAAAGUCUUAAGUCUAGUCUUAAAUGUGGAGACGGUGUCUGCCUCCCGGACCGUAACAGGAAGAUGAUUCCACAGGAGAGGAGCCUGAUAGCUGAAGGCUCUGGCUCCUGAUCUACUUUUGGAGACUUUAGGGACCACGAGUAACCCUGCGUUCUCAGAGCACAGUGUUCUGGUGGGAUAAUAUGGCACUAUGAGCUCUCUAAGAUAUGACGGAGCUUGACCAUUUAGAGCUUUAUAAGUUAACAGUAGGAUUUUAAAUUCAAUUCUGGAUUUUACAGGGAGCCAGUGCAGAGAAGCUAAAACAGGAGAGAUAUGAUCGCGUUUCUUAGUUCCUGUUAGUACACGUGCUGCUGCAUUCUGAAUUAGCUGGAGAGUUUUUAAGGACUUACUAGAGCUACCUGAAAAUAGAGAGUUACAGUAAUCCAGCCUUGAGGUAACAAAACGUGGAACAAUUUUUCUGCAUCUUUUCGGGUCAGGAUAGGCCUAAUUUUCGCAAUAUUACGCAGAUGAAAAAAUGCAGUCCGUGAGGUUUGUUUUAAAUGAGAAUUAAAAGACAAAUCUUGAUCAAAUGUUACUCCGAGGUUUCUUACGGUAGUGGCAGGGGCCAGAGCAAUGCCAUCUAGAGAAAC
Molecule: messenger RNA, 4221 nt
Organism: Epinephelus fuscoguttatus (brown-marbled grouper)
Lineage: Eukaryota; Metazoa; Chordata; Actinopteri; Perciformes; Serranidae
Exons: 2
Coding region: 941-2896 (651 amino acids)
Source: RefSeq, a predicted model, not a curated record